ACCGGUGACGCCAGCAAACAACCGUUGGGGCAAAUGCGCCAUUUUGGCUCAAACAGUCGGAAUUUACUUUCUUUGCAAUUGAAUAUUUUUUCGGCAUGCUGCGAACAUCGCUUAAUCUUUUUGUUAAUGGUUGGGAUGAGAUCAUGUUUCACCACAUUCUGUAUUUGGUGUUUUGUUUCCUAUGAGAACAAGUGUAAUGUUCUGGUAGCAUUAGCCUCACCAAGCUACAUGCUAGUUAGCUGUGUCGUUCGACUGCAUUGCCAACAACACUGGCUGAUGGUUAGCUUGCUAGCUAUAUUUAGCGGUUUUGACUUGUUAGCUCGCUAGAUAUGGGUGGGUGCUCCGCUCCAAAUUGCUCAAACUCAACAACAAUUGGGAAGCAACUGUUUCGUUUUCCAAAAGAGCCUAUACGUAAGAAGAAAUGGCUUGUAAACUGCAGGCGUAAUUUUUUACCAACUCCACAUUCCAGACUGUGUCAGGACCAUUUUGAGCUGAGUCAGUUUGAAGAAAUCGCCAGGUCGCCAGCAGGGGGACAGAAGCUGAAACCAAAUGCCGUCCCCACUCUUUUCAAUGUGCAAGAUCCACCUUAUCCCGUAACCCCACAGAUAGUGCUACCACUCAAGCCAGAGCCAGUGGAGAGGGAUCUCAAUGUGGGGGAUCAUGGCUACGCACGACGGCAAACAACUCUGGGCAGGGAGGAAUAUGAUGCUGAUGAACUGCACAAGGCAGAGGAACGUCCCUGCAUCCAUUGUCAACAUUACAGAACACUGCUGGAACAAGAAAUGCAACACACAGCCAGAUUACAGAAAGAGGUAGAGGAAAUGAAAAAGCGGAUGUUUAGACUGGACAGAAUAGAGAGGGGCCUCCAGACAUUUCUGUAUGAAGACCAGAUCCGCGCCCUGACACUGACCAAGCGUUCCCGGAGAGCUGUGUGGUCCCACGAGACAGUGCUGAAGGCCCGUAAGAUCCGAUGUGCGGUCGGUGGCAAGGGUUAUGAAUUCCUCCGGGAGUUAGGCUACCCCCUGCCAUCUUAUAGAACUUUAUGCAACCGCCUGGAUAACAAAAUCAUGGUGACGACAGCCAUGGGGUGUGAUGAGCUGGCAGAGCUAGGUCUAGGAAUCAUAUCCACAUGUGAUAGUCCAGAGGGAGAUGGGGGCGAUGAGGCUUUCGUUGGAGUGAUCUCAUGAAAGAGAGAUUUUACAUUUAUUUAUUUAUUUCAAUGUGUUUCAUUUUGAAAGAAUGCAAUGCAAAAUUACAGGACAAUAGAGCAAAGACUGACUGUUUGACAGCUAGUAGGCCUAUGUGGUGGAGAAAAUGUGGAAGCGUAUGCACAAUGGGAGGUGUGUGUUAAUGCAGGGGUGUCAAACAUACAGCCCGGGGGGUUUGAGGAAAAAUAAGUAUAUAUUUUUAAAAUAGUUGGGGGGAACAAACUACAUAUACUUUAAAAUGACUAAAACCAAUUUUAAAUUAUUAUAAAGGACCUUUACAUUCAUACAGUUUUAUGACUGUCUAGCUCGCUAAUAAAAAACAAACAAAUUAAAGCUAGAUAGUCAGGGAGCAUUGAAAAUUCCAAAAAUGAUGGAUUGAGGGCAAUGUUAGCAAAUUUUGACGCUCAAAUCUCAAAUUUUCAGUGCGGCCCACCAGGCCAUGAUGAAGACCGGAUGUGGCUCCCAGGACAAAAUGAGAAACCAAGUCCAAAACCAAGAACACGUUUUGAAGGGACACUUCAGGACACAAGGACGAACUUAUGGAUACCAUUUGUAUAUCUGACUCUGUGGAAGUAGAUAAAGGGCCUCAUUGCUUUAAAGGGGUACUUCAGGAUUUUGACAUUCUUGGUUUUGGACUUGGUUUCACAAGUGGUUUUCAGAAUGGUUUACUUCUGCUAAAGAAUUAGGUGUUUAUUUUGGGUAGGAAACAUAACCUCCAUCAAAACAAUAAAGAGCAGCAGUCAUCUGCCCCCCCCCCCCCCCCAUUGUCACUUAUGUUAAGUGGACAAAUUGGAGGAGUAGGUUGUAUUUUGUCAUGGGAAUCAGUUUAGCUGCAUUUGGAAAGUGCAGUGCAGUGUACAGCCUUUGGAGAACUGUGGGGCCUGCAUUGUAUACUGGCUGCGUCCCCUGAACUCAGGCUGAAUAACCUGAGGCGUAUUUUGUUACAAUCACUAAUGGGAUAUUUGCUAGAAAGCAGAACCUCUUGGUGGGAGGAGGUUUGUAGACGACUCUGAUUGAUCAAAACAACGGUACUGAAGAAGAGGAAUAAAUACAUAUUUUAAGUAGGCUGCUUGUGGCUUUAAUUUUUUGGGGUGUUGAAGUAUUCACAUUUAUCACUCCAAUAAAGGGUGAAACAUUAUUUUGCACAGGAGACAAUACCUUACUCAUAGUACUGUGAUGACUAGAUUCUAUUAAACUGAUUCAUGUUACAGGAACUACAGUGCAUUUGGAAAGUAUUCAGACUCCUUAACUUUUUACACAUUUUGUUACGUUACAGCCUUGUUCUGAAAUGGAUAAAAUAUACAAUUUUCCUCAUCAAUACCCCAUAAUGACAAAGCGAAAACAGGUUUUUAGAAAUGUUUGCUAAUCUAUAAAAAAAAUAAUCAAAAUACCUUAUUUACAAGUAUUCCGACCCUUUGCUAUGAGACUUGAAAGCUUAAAAACAGCAGUGUAACACUAUCGGUUAGUUGUGUCGCGCAGAAGAGAGCCUCAACUAGGUCAGUCCAGUUAUGUCAUUCAGUCGUUUAUUUUAAUUGCAUACUGUACUUAGCAGAGACUAUAGCUAUUUUCCUUGCUAGAGAUGCAUUUUAAGAUUUGCAAUGAGAAUCAAAUCUGAAAAUGAGCUUCUGACAUUGCCCUCUCUC
Messenger RNA from Oncorhynchus masou masou (cherry salmon), 2851 nucleotides. Its product is annotated as THAP domain-containing protein 1-like. The transcript has 4 exons. Bases 330 to 1187 code for a protein of 285 amino acids. Gene Ontology annotation, molecular function: sequence-specific DNA binding. The record is from RefSeq and is a predicted model, not a curated record. NCBI's taxonomy places the organism in Eukaryota, Metazoa, Chordata, Actinopteri, Salmoniformes, Salmonidae.